Molecule: messenger RNA, 2538 nt
Organism: Bipolaris zeicola 26-R-13
Lineage: Eukaryota; Fungi; Ascomycota; Dothideomycetes; Pleosporales; Pleosporaceae
Exons: 2
Coding region: 1-2538 (845 amino acids)
Biological process (GO): peroxisome organization; long-chain fatty acid import into peroxisome; very long-chain fatty acid catabolic process
Cellular component (GO): peroxisomal membrane
Molecular function (GO): ATP binding; ATP hydrolysis activity; long-chain fatty acid transmembrane transporter activity
Source: RefSeq, a predicted model, not a curated record
AUGGCCGCACAAUCUACUUUACGGAAACCUCAUGACCCGCUCUUAGCCCUCUACGACCACUAUGCCACUCUUCUCAAGUCUCGCGUCCGGGGUGCAUCCAAGCUUACCAAGCUAUUGUCCACUAUCACCCUCCUCUUCACCAUCAUAGGCACUGGCUAUGGAGGCCAGCGACUAUACAAAAGCCGACGCGCAGAAAAGGAGACAGGCCGGCGGCUUUUGAGGCGCAAUUCGGGGCUGAAGAACAAAGAUGGCUCCAGGACAAUCUACGUGCCCAAUCGCGACUCUACAUCCAAAGUCGUCAUACAUCCCACUAAGCAGACAACCUUUGAUGCCCAUCGCAGGCUCUUUCUUCAACCUCCACGCGCAGCGCGCAUGGCCGACACACAUCCAAACGACCCACAAGCACCGCCUCCACAGACCAAGCCUGGCCUGAACCUCGCGUUUCUGCAUCAGUUCCUCAGCUUGCUGAAUAUCAUGAUACCAAGGUGGAAUAGCAAGGAGACGGGUCUAUUGGUCAGCCAUAGCGUGUUCCUCAUGCUACGGACGUACCUUUCCUUGGUUGUAGCCCGGCUUGAUGGCGAGAUCGUGCGAGAUCUUGUUGCAGGCAACGGCAAGGCAUUUCUUUGGGGCAUUGUUAAGUGGCUAGGCGUUGGGACCUUUUCAUCUUACACCAACGCCAUGAUAAAGUUCCUGCAGAGCAAGGUGUCCAUUGCUUUCCGCACCCGGCUGACGCGAUAUAUUCACGAUCUUUAUCUGAACGACCAUCUCAACUACUACAAGCUACAGAAUCUGGAUGGAGGCGUAGGACUCGCCGAUCAGUACAUUACGCAAGAUUUGACCUUGUUCUGUGCCAGUGCUGCAUCACUGUAUUCCAGCCUGGGCAAGCCGUUUGUUGAUCUUUGUGUCUUCAAUUAUCAACUCUACAAGUCUCUGGGGCCAUUAGCCUUGACGGGGCUGCUCAGCAACUACUUCUUGACAGCGACGGUUUUGAGAAAACUCUCACCACCCUUUGGUAAACUCAAAGCAGUAGAAGGACGAAGAGAAGGCGAGUUCCGGGCUCUCCAUUCGAGACUCAUUGCAAAUGCAGAGGAAGUCGCCUUCUAUGGCGGUGACGAAAUGGAAAAGCAUUUUCUCGAGCGUGGCUUCAAGGACCUCAAGCACUGGAUGGAGGGCAUCUACAGCCUGAAGAUCAGAUACAAUAUGCUUGAAGAUUUUGUGUUGAAAUAUUCUUGGUCGGCGUUUGGGUACCUAAUCACAUCUCUCCCAGUCUUCUUGCCAGCCUGGGGCGGCCUGGGCAGUGCGCCAGAGGUCCCGGGGAGCGAGCGUACAGAACGCGAGCGAAGUCGCAUGAAGGAUUUUAUCACGAACAAGCGACUUAUGUUGUCACUCGCAGACGCUGGUGGCCGAAUGAUGUACAGCAUCAAGGAUUUGUCCGAACUCGCAGGUUAUACCUCGCGCGUUUACACACUUAUUAGCACGCUUCAUCGCGUCCACGCUGACGCAUACUACCCCCUUCCAGGCACACGCCCAGAGCUUUACUCGGUCUCUGACAUCCAAGGCACGGUACACAAAGGCUUUGAUGGCAUUCGCCUUGAACACGUGCCCAUUGUUGCGCCAGCUUUGCAUCCAAGAGGAGGUGAAGAGUUACUCGAAUCGCUUUCUUUCAUUGUGCACUCUGGCGAACAUCUUCUCAUCACUGGCCCCAAUGGUUGCGGUAAGAGUGCUGUCGCGCGUAUCGUCGCCGGCCUAUGGCCUGCAUAUCGGGGCCUCGUCAGCCGCCCACGCACUAUUGGCGUAGACGGCAUCAUGUUCUUACCUCAACGGCCAUAUCUAUCCACUGGCACGCUCCGUGACCAAGUCAUCUACCCACACACCGACGCUGACAUGAAGGAUGCUGGGCGCCGCGACCUUGAGCUCUCCCAGAUCCUAGAAGAAGCUAAGCUGGGCUACUUGCCCGAUCGCGAAGGCGGCUGGGACACCAAGAAGGUGUGGAAAGAUGUUUUCAGCGGUGGAGAGAAGCAGCGCAUGGGUCUCGCUAGGUUGUUGUAUCACGAACCACGCUACGCCUUCAUCGAUGAGGGCACAAGUGCUGUUAGCAGCGAUGUCGAGGGUCUACUGUAUGAACGCGCAAAGGCAAAGGGAAUCACUCUUAUCACUAUAUCUACUCGCGCUAGCUUAAAGCGUUACCACACCUUCACCCUCACCCUCGGCAUGGGGGAGCAUGGCGACGAAUGGGAGUUCCAGCGUAUUGGCACACAGUCUGAGAAGUCGAGCGUAGAAAAGGAACUAGCGGAGCUCAGGGAGCGCUUAGCUAAGGUCGAGGGUUGGAAGAAGAGGAGAGAGGAGAUUGAGGCCGAGUUGAAUAGGGUGUGGGUUGAGAAUGAGAAUGGUGAAGAUGGAGAGAGGGAGGAAUUGGCGCCGCCGCCAUAUCUAGAGAAGGAAGAGCAAGAUGUAUUAGAGAAUGAGGUCACUGAGUUGAACAUGGGAGAUAAUCUGGGCGAGGAGAAUGUGACGGGGGUUUCUGGUGAUGGUAUGUAA